Messenger RNA from Schistosoma turkestanicum, 759 nucleotides. The record is from the annotation of a GenBank genome assembly. Lineage: Eukaryota; Metazoa; Platyhelminthes; Trematoda; Strigeidida; Schistosomatidae.
AUGUCAGAAGUAAAAAAAACUGAUACCAAGUCAGAUGCUCCCAAAAGACCUAGAAAACCAGAAGGUCUCCGUUUGAAGGAAAAGAUUAGACGAAGGAAGAUAAUUACCGUAGCUCGUAAAAAGGUAGUACGACGACAAACAUAUAUGAAGUUGAAGUCGCUCAUGAAGAAACGAGCAGAAAAGUAUAUGCAUGAAUACCGCAGAAUGGCGAAGAGGGAAAUCACAUUGCAACGUAAAGCUAAAAAGGCGGGAGAUUUCUACGUUCCGGAUGAGCCAAAACUCGCAUUUGUCGUGCGAAUCCGGGGUAUUAAUGGUGUUCAUCCACGACCAAGAAAAACUAUGCAACUGUUUCGCCUUCGACAAAUAAAUAAUGGCAUGUUUGUGCGAUUAAAUAAGGCAACUCUUAACAUGCUUCGAAUAAUUGAUCCUUACGUCGCAUGGGGUUAUCCUAGUCUUAAAAUUAUUCGGCAGCUGAUUUAUAAACGUGGAUUUUGUAAGUACCAUGGUACACGAUUGCCUUUAACAAACGAGCUAAUCCAACACAAACUUGGACAUCUUGGUUUAAUAUGUGUUGAGGACCUCGUACAUGAAAUAUAUACAGUUGGACCAAACUUUAAACAUGCUGUCGCCUUUUUAUGGACUUUCAAGUUGAAUAAUCCUAGUGGCGGUUUUCGAAAGAAAGGAAAGCACUUUGUUGAAGGUGGUGAUUUCGGCAAUCGAGAAACCUAUAUAAAUCGAUUGCUUAAAGCUAUGAUUUAA